AUGGCUUUGGUAUUGGCCGUGGCCGGCUGGGCCCAGGGCCCCAGCCAGUGCCCAGCCCUGCUGGGAGCCCCGGCCAGCACCACGGACGGCACCCAGGAAGCCCGAGUCCCCCUGGACGGGGCCUUCUGGAUUCCCAGGCCACCAGCAGGUUCACCCAAGGGCUGCUUCACCUGUGUGUCCAAGCCUCCUGCCCUGCAGGCUGCAGCAGCCCCGGCCCCUGAGCCUUCGGCCUCGCCCCCCAUGGCACCCACUCUGUUCCCCAUGGAAUCUAAAAGCAGCAAGACUGACAGCGUUCGGGCAUCAGGUGUCCCCCAGGCUUGCAAGCACUUAGCUGAGAAGAAGACCAUGACGAACCCCACAACAGUCAUCGAGGUCUACCCGGACACCACGGAGGUGAACGACUACUAUCUGUGGUCCAUCUUCAACUUCGUCUACCUCAACUUCUGCUGCCUGGGCUUCAUUGCUCUGGCCUACUCCCUCAAAGUUCGGGACAAGAAGCUCCUGAAUGACCUGAAUGGAGCCGUGGAAGAUGCCAAGACAGCGCGGCUGUUUAACAUCACCAGCUCUGCGCUGGCAGCCUCCUGCAUCAUCCUCAUCUUCAUUUUCCUGCGGUACCCCCUCACUGACUACUGAGCCCUUCAGGCAGUGGCCUUGGAGACACAGCACUGAGACUGAUGGUCACUGAGAUUCAGGAUGCUGAGAGUGUGGGGCAGAGUGGGCUUUUACCAAGGCCCAGAGCCAUGCAUGGUAGCAAGGCCGCCAGAAGCUGAGUGCCCAACAAAGUGGCACACUCUUCCCAAUCACCCUAUCUGCCUCCUGCCCCUGUCGUGAUGUCACUGAAUCUCUAGGCUUCCUCUCACAAUGCUGCCUGGUUGCCAGUGGCUGCCGACCCAUGCACCCUACCCAGGUUCCUGCACUCCUCAGA
Molecule: messenger RNA, 925 nt
Organism: Cricetulus griseus (Chinese hamster)
Lineage: Eukaryota; Metazoa; Chordata; Mammalia; Rodentia; Cricetidae
Source: RefSeq, a predicted model, not a curated record